This is a messenger RNA of Darwinula stevensoni, 306 nucleotides long. NCBI's taxonomy places the organism in Eukaryota, Metazoa, Arthropoda, Ostracoda, Podocopida, Darwinulidae. The record is from the annotation of a GenBank genome assembly.
CAGUUGAGCGGUGGAGAGAAGACCCUUACGGCAACAGCGCUGCUUUUUGCCAUUUACCUGAUCAAGCCGGCGCCAUUCUGUAUACUGGAUGAGGUUGAUGCGCCGCUGGAUGAUGCCAACGUAGGCAAGUUUACCAAGAUGAUCAAACAGUUCAGCCAGGAAUCACAGUUCAUCAUUGUAACGCAUAAUAAAACAACAAUGUCAACCGUGGAUAUCAUCUAUGGUGUGACCAUGCAGGAAGCUGGUGUGAGUAAACUGGUUGCGGUGGACUUCAGGAAUUUGAAAGAGCAGGCAGUGGCGAGCUAA